Molecule: messenger RNA, 675 nt
Organism: Closterium sp. Yama58-4
Lineage: Eukaryota; Viridiplantae; Streptophyta; Zygnematophyceae; Desmidiales; Closteriaceae
Source: the annotation of a GenBank genome assembly
AUGUUACCGCUGGCCGUGCUACCGGGCGGGCUGCGCUUCUACAGCCAUGGAGCUAACCAGGACGAGCCGCUGUCGUUCCCGCGAUCCUACCCCAUCAUCCUCACCGAGGGCGACGGCACCAAGGUGUACGUGUCGGUGCUGGCGUUCCGCGACCUGGUGGACGAUGACGUGGCGCAGGCGUACAGCAUCCCGCCCAACUCGUACGCGGACAAGUGUCUGUGCGUGAUCAGCCACUACCCGUUCCUCGACACCUUCGCCGACCUCCUCACUGAGAUCCACCGCCUCGCCUUCCAGCCGCUCGGCAGCCCGCGGCCAAUAUGGGACAUAAUAGCGGGGGUGAUGUCGGUGCCGCUGCCAUCAGGGCCACAGCAGACGGUGGUCUUCAGCGUCGAGAGCGUUGUGCUCUCCACCACUCUGCCCGACCCCCACGCCCUCCCCUCCUCCCACGUGUCGUUUCUCCCCCUUGUAAGCUGUCUCGAUAUUGACAACAUCAUUCAGCUCUUCACAGCCGUGCUCCUCGAGAGACGAGUGCUGCUGCUCGGGGGCAUGCUAAAGCUACUGACCAAUGUGGCGGAGGCGGUGUCAGGGCUGCUCUACCCUUACAAGUGGAUGGUGAGCACUGGUGGCAGUAGGCUGGAAGGGCAGGAGGGUGAGCACGGGCACUGGUGGCAGUAG